ACGUGGAGGCCGUUUCCCUUGAACCAUGAAGAGCGAUCCGUAGGUAUUCCAUAAAAUUCACAAUGAUAGAGUAUGCAACUGAGCUCCCCCCAGCCUUGACUCGUUUUGGGACUUUGUCAAAGCGAAGCGGAAGCUUAUCUCUACUACGUAGGCUAGCUCACAAUGCACGGAACUUCCAUUUAAGUGUAAUUACAAAGUAUUGUGUUACAAGUAACAAAGAAUUCUCUCCUUAGCAAGUCACGAGAAGGCAAGGAGCCUAUGGACA
Bipolaris maydis ATCC 48331 is the source of this 265-nucleotide messenger RNA. NCBI's taxonomy places the organism in Eukaryota, Fungi, Ascomycota, Dothideomycetes, Pleosporales, Pleosporaceae. The record is from RefSeq and is a predicted model, not a curated record.